Macaca mulatta (Rhesus monkey) is the source of this 5474-nucleotide messenger RNA. NCBI's taxonomy places the organism in Eukaryota, Metazoa, Chordata, Mammalia, Primates, Cercopithecidae. The record is from RefSeq and is a predicted model, not a curated record.
AUUGGAGAAGACAAGUACAGAGGAAGGCUCCUUGGUGGUUAAGAGUGUGUCUUUUAAAAUCAGACAGAUCUGAGUCCAAAUCCUAGCUCAAUCAUUUCUCAGUUGUAACAAUUCAGUAGCUCUGUGACCUUGGGUAAAUUGUUUAGCCAAAUGAGAAAGGUAGGACCACCUGACUGUGGUAUUGUGAGGAUCCGGUCAGCUAAGGCUGGUAGGUGCUUACCUUGGCCAUGUAGCAGAUGCUCAGGAAAUGAGAUCUAUAGAGUGUAUUAAUGAAAGACAAAUUUAAUUUUGCACAUAAAGUUAUGAAAUGUCUCCUUAUGGCAGUGAUUCUCAUCUAAAAGUCAUACCAUCCCACUGAAGAAGACCUAUGUUAGGGUUUAUAACAGACUACUCUCUGGACAAACUUAAUCCACUUAAAAAAACUAAUAAAUGUAUACAGAAUUUGGAAUCCAAAGAACUGAAUUCAGGAUCUGGUUUUGCCCCUUAUUCUGUGAUCUUGAAUAACUGAGCCUUGGUUCUCUUGUUUAUAAAAUGUACCUAUGUAAGUGAACAGGUGGUAAAUGCCCACCAUGAAAUACUAUGGAGCAGUUAGAAGCAACAGAACAAUUAGAACACAGACCUGGAAAACAUAGUUCCAAGUGAAAUAAAAAGGUGAUUGGCAGAAUGAGAAAUGUAACAAUGUCAUUUAUGUAAAAUCAAAACAACCACAAGCAGAAUAUAACACCCAUGCAAAUUACAGACAUCUAGUACAGUGUUAUGAUUGUCUACAAAAGGAGGAGAAUGCAAGUGAGUUGGGAGGUUUAAAAGGGAUCAAUAAAUAAAGACCACAGAGGGGCCUCAGUACAUUUAGAAACAAAUAACAUGCAAACGAUGCUUCCCUGCCUUCCUCACAAGGUUACUCUGAGGAGCUAAUGAGAUUGUGCUUAUGAAAACAAAGGUUAAUUGACUGUCUUCAUUAUGAUCUCCAUAUUGGACAAAUGAACUGAACAGAGAUAAAAAUUCCCCAUCAUACUUUGGCAGGAAGCUGUUGCCAGGGCAGCACCCAUGAAGCCCUGCCCUGGCUUCAGAGUCUGCUGGUGAGAUGACAUCAAAACCCUUCAUGUAGGAGGGUGGCAGUCUCCCUCCCUUCUGGAGACACCACCUGAUGGGCCAGCCAGAGGCAGCAGCAGCCUCUUCCCAUGGAUCCACCACAAACAUCCCCCUUGAGCCCUCGGAAGAAGAGACCGCGGCAGACGGGUGCCUUGAUGGCCUCCUCUCCUCAAGACAUCAAAUUUCAAGAUUUGGUCGUCUUCAUUUUGGAGAAGAAAAUGGGAACCACCCGCAGAGCGUUCCUCAUGGAGCUGGCCCGCAGGAAAGGGUUCAGGGUUGAAAAUGAGCUCAGUGAUUCUGUCACCCACAUUGUAGCAGAGAACAACUCGGGUUCAGAUGUUCUGGAGUGGCUUCAAGUACAGAAAAUACAAGUUAGCUCACAACCAGAACUCCUUGAUGUCUCCUGGCUGAUAGAAUGUAUAGGAGCAGGGAAACCGGUGGAGAUGACAGGAAAACACCAGCUUGUUGUGAGAAGAGACUAUUCAGAUAGCACCAAUCCAGGCCCCCCGAAGACUCUACCAACUGCUGUACAAAAGAUCUCCCAGUAUGCGUGUCAGAGAAGAACCACUUUAAACAACUGUAACCAGAUAUUCACGGAUGCCUUUGAUAUACUGGCUGAAAACUGUGAGUUUAGAGAAAAUGAAGACUCCUGUGUGACAUUUAUGAGAGCAGCUUCUGUAUUGAAAUCUCUGCCAUUCACAAUCAUCAGUAUGAAGGACACAGAAGGAAUUCCCUGCCUGGGGUCCAAGGUGAAGUGUAUCAUAGAGGAGAUUAUUGAAGAUGGAGAAAGUUCUGAAGUUAAAGCUGUGUUAAAUGAUGAACGAUAUCAAUCCUUCAAACUCUUUACUUCUGUAUUUGGAGUGGGGUUGAAGACUUCUGAGAAGUGGUUCAGGAUGGGUUUCAGAACUCUGAGUAAAGUAAGGUCGGACGAAAGCCUGAAAUUUACACGAAUGCAGAGAGCAGGAUUUCUGUAUUAUGAAGACCUUGUCAGCUGUGUGACCAGGGCAGAAGCAGAGGCCGUCAGUGUGCUGGUUAAAGAGGCUGUCCAGGCAUUUCUUCCGGAUGCUUUCGUCACCAUGACAGGAGGGUUCCGGAGGGGUAAGAAGAUGGGGCAUGAUGUAGAUUUUUUAAUUACCAGCCCAGGAUCAACAGAGGAUGAAGAGCAACAACUUUUACAGAAAGUGAUGAACUUAUGGGAAAAGAAGGGAUUACUUUUAUAUUAUGACCUUGUGGAGUCAACAUUUGAAAAGCUCAGGUUGCCUAGCAGGAAAGUUGAUGCUUUGGAUCAUUUUCAAAAGUGCUUUUUGAUUUUCAAAUUGCCUCUUCAAAGAGUGGACAGUGACCAGUCCAGCUGGCAGGAGGGAAAGACCUGGAAGGCCAUCCGUGUGGAUUUAGUCAUGUGCCCCUACGAGCGUCGUGCCUUCGCCCUGUUGGGAUGGACUGGCUCACGGCAGUUUGAGAGAGACCUCCGGCGCUAUGCCACACAUGAACGGAAGAUGAUUCUGGAUAACCAUGCUUUAUAUGACAAGACCAAGGCCAGAAUUUUUUUCAAUUAUUGUGGUGCCUAGUUACCAGAACUCAGCCUUCGCCAGUGCCUCCUACUUUGGGAGCAGAGCGCCCUCUGAUGGCUGACAGAAGAACUCUUGGAGGCAAGCACAGUAUGAUAUAGCAGAUAAGGUAGGAAGUCGAUUAUCUGUUAAAAACAUUGCAACUAUAUGUAAGAAGCCAUGGAUCACCGAUGCUCUAUUUGUUCACUUUUUUCCCAGUCUUUAAAAUCUGUAUUUUAUUUGGGGUAGUUUUUAUUGCUGUAUCUUCAUGUUUACUCAUCUUUUCUUCUGCAAUGUCUAGUUUCAUUAAUCCUCUCCAGUAUUUUAUCUCACAUAUUAUAGUUUUCAUCUUUACUUCUGCAAUGUCUAGUUUCAUUAAUCCUCUCCAGAAUUUUAUCUCACACAUUAUAGUUUUCAUCUUUAGAUUUAUGAGUUAGGAUUUAAAAACUAUCUUCCAUGCUUCUAUUUAACAUAUUCGAUUUUUCCUCUGGCUUAUUAAAUACAUGGAAUAUAGGGUAACUGUUUCAAUGUCCUUGUCUACUAAUGAUAUCAUCUGUGUCAAUAUUGAGUCAGUUUCUAUUAACUGAGUAUUCUUCUCAUUAUGGGUCACGUGUUCCUCCCUCUUUGCAAGCUUGGUAAUUUUACAUUGGAUUCUAGACAUUGUGAACAUUGUAAAUUUUUUCCUGGAUAUUUUUGUAUUCCUGUUAAUAUUCUUAAACUUUGUUCCAGGAUGUGGUUAAUUUACUUGGAAACAGUUUAAUGUGUCCUCAUCUUGCUUUUGAGCUUUGUUAGGCAGCACUAACAUAGUCUAAUCCAGGGUUAAUAUUCUUCCCCACUACUGAAGCAAUACUUUUCUCAUUGUUCUACCUGAUGCCUGGUGAAUUAUGAUGUUUUCUACUCUGGCUGUUUGGGAACAGGCACUGUUUCUGGCCUCCCACUGAGAGGCCUGGUCCAUUAGAGCUUAGAGUAUUGUUCCCUCUAAUCCCUUUGUGUGGUUCUUUCUCCAGCCUUGGGUAGUUUUCUCACAUGCAUAUGCUGAUCAAUAGAAUAAUCAAAGGGUCUCCUCUGUUUCUGUGCAACUCUGUCUCCAGUACUCUACGCUGCAAAUUCUAUUCACCUUGGCCUCCAUGAACUUCCAGCUCUAUCUCACUAACAGCAUGUGCAAAGGCCAUGUGGUGCAAGGACCAUGGUGUCAGAGAAAAGGCCCACAUGGCAGGAGUGCCAUGGCAUAAAAUGAGCAGAGACAAAGCUCUUGCAGCCGGAGGUUCCCACGUGUCUGAGUUGCAGAGAGAAAGCCUAUGCUUGUGGACAGACCAUGGCCUCUGAAGGACAGAGAGGAGGCCUAAGUGGUUGGGGCAGAGAAACUAGAAGGGCUGGGACACAAGGCUAGGCUUUCCCCAGCUCUCAAAACAAAGACCCAUAUCCUUACCUUGGCUUUCGUAAGUGGGUAAUCCCUGGCCAGGUGAGUCAACAGUAAUCACUGUUUGACUCUUCAUGAAAAAAUCAAUCACAUUUAUGGUAGAAUUUUAUCAACAUGGUUUGUUCUCGCUCACAAUCAAAUCUUUCAAAUCAUUUUAGCCUGGAAAUGAAAGUCUAUGAUACAUUGAGUCUCUGUCAUUACAAAUCAGAUUUUAAGCCCCCGGGGUACACUCAGGCUGUCCUCCAGAGGCCCCCAUCCAUUUUAGAAAUAAGUUCUACAGCCUAUUGGACAGACUCAGCCAACUUCCAAAAUGUUCCCCAGUCUCACCUGUCCAGUUUUAGUAUUUUUCACCCCUUAACUUGUUGGAGUUCAGGUAGCCUCUCUAGAGGAUGGAGAAGGUUUUUUCUGAGUUUUACUUGGAGGUACAGCACUUUAAUGUAUGCCUGACAUAACCAGACUUUUCAGUCAUUUGGAAUUCUCAGAGGAUUGAAGUGUUAUGCCCAUUUCUCCUUCUCCUCUAACUUCAGGUAAAGGAAAAAGAAAGAGAGUAUAGAUUCUUAUCUCAUUUGAGCCUGAGAGAGCUAGUUUUAUGUCUUCGAGCUUAGAGGCAAAGCACCUGUAUAAAAGCUUUCCUUAUAUUAUUUCCUUGGAUGGAGAUUCAUAUUCAAUUGGGUGGAGAAACAUUUCCACAAACGUUUAGCAUUUUCGUUAUGCCCCCAACAUUGUCUUAGGACCUGGCAGGCUGUCUGACAUUGGAAGGAAGCCAGUGCACAUUUGUUAAAUCAAUUCAUGCAUUAAGCAAUAAUUCUCAUCAAGAUGGUGGGAGUGCAAAGAUUAUAUGACUUCGCAAUUUUUCAAAAAUUAGUUAUCACUUUUUUGUCUUCAAUUAACAUCGCAAUGUUGCAGGGAGAAAUGCCUUAAGCAAAACUAAUCAUUGUUAUUUCUUGGCAAAAUAAAUAAGUAACUAUCUCUCUCCACCAGCAGUCAGGAACUGAGAAGAAUCAUAGAGGGUAUAGAAGGCUGUGCUGAUGGGAGUGAGGAACAGGCAGGCAGAAGGAGUGCUUUGCAGGGUUUGGGGAAAAUCAAAGCAGAAUGUUUGGACUGGAUGGAUGUCACUUUAGAGACAGACCAAUUCAAACACCAGAUGAUACAGGAGGAAAUGAGACCCACACACAUCGUGCAACCUGCCUAAGGUGACUCUCAACUUACCAGCAGCCCUGGGUUAGGGAAGCAGAGCUUCUGACUUUGGGUCUCAUCAUUUUGCUUACCACACAGGGCUGCCCUCCAUGAAAGACUGAACGUCUUCUAGCCUGGCAGAGAAAGUGCCAAUAUUGGGAACAUCCCUGGGAUAAUCUUGGUUCCAAGGACAGGGCCAGUGUUCUCUAAUAUAGACAAAGAAAAGCCACAAACAUUUUGUA